GGGAUGCUGGGACCCCAUGGCGGGGUUCAGGGACCCCAUGGGGGAUCAGAAGGGGUCACCGUGCUCUCCCAAGCUUUGGGGUGAAGUGACCCCCUCUGGGGAAAAGGCGGCGGGGGGGGGGGGGGGGUGGAUCUUCCAUGUCCCCCCAGGUUUCGGGGGGCUGAUGGCGGCGCGGGGCGGCUCGGUGCUGGAGCCGGGCUGGCUCCUCUCCCCCGCCGGCCGCCCCUACCUGGACUCCAUCCUCCAGAAAAAACAGCGGCGAGUGUUCGGUCUGCUGGAGCACCCAGCGCUGCCCCCCCCCUUGGCCGCCCCCACCGUCACCUACAAACUCUUCGUCUCCGGCAAGAGCGGCGUCGGCAAGACGGCCUUGGUGGCCGCGCUGGCGGGGACCCCCGUGCCCCCCGUCCACCACGAGACGCUGGGCAUCGAGGUCACCACCGUGUACUGGCCAGCCAAGCUGCGGGCCAGCGGCCGCCCCGUCAUCUUCCAGCUCCAUUUUUGGGAUUGCGGGGACGGCGCCCUCAAAAAAUUCGAGCAUCUGCUGCCCGCUUGUAAGGAGGAAGCGGACGCCGUCCUCUUCCUCUUCUCCUUCACCGACCGCUCGUCCUUCGAGGAGCUGCCGGCCCAGAUGAGCCGCGUGGUCAACCCUGACGAAGAAAACCUCGUUAGGGUGGUCAUUGGCACUAAAUUCGACCUGUCCCCGCAGGCGGACGUGUCGGAGCGGGACGUGUUGGCCUUCGAGGAGAGCUGGGGGCUGCCGGUGCUGCGGGCGGGCAGCGGGCCGGGGGCCGGGGGGGGGCGCGGGGGGCUGGCCCGUGUCGCCCCCCUCCUCGACGCCCUGGUCGAGAGGCUCUGGCGACGCGACCAAAUCGCUGCUGGCGUCGCCCCAGAGGGCGAGGGGUCCCCCCCCAGCUGAACCCCCUCUCCCAGGGUGGGAUUGGGGGGGCCCCUGCAGCAUCAGGAGCCCCUCACCGCAGCCUCAGGCCCCCCUCUGCCAUUCAACAGCACUGCCUGGGAUUGGGAAGCGAGGGGGGGGGGGGGGAAAGUGGUUUUUGACCAAAAUCCACUUUUUUUUCUCCAAAAA
Molecule: messenger RNA, 1084 nt
Organism: Tyto alba (common barn owl)
Lineage: Eukaryota; Metazoa; Chordata; Aves; Strigiformes; Tytonidae
Gene: CPLANE2
Product: ciliogenesis and planar polarity effector 2
Exons: 5
Coding region: 17-916 (299 amino acids)
Molecular function (GO): GTP binding; GTPase activity
Source: RefSeq, a predicted model, not a curated record